ACUCAACCGCUCACCAAUCGACCGCUUGAUUGGAGGAGAUAAGGCUAUCCGCCGCGGUCGGAUCUUUGAAUUUUAAAAAAAAUAUUAUUAUAGGCCUAUACGGUAUUUAUAUUACAUUUUGCACAAUGCGAUGAUAACGUCACGCAGGCAUUGAUAUUUAGGUUUGAAGAUAAAAAAAAGACGAUGCCUGGUGAAGCGCGGCUCCAUCAGUGCGCCUCUAUUGCAGGUCAUCUGAAAACAACAAUAGAUAUAUCAUGUCGUGUUUGAGCGUCGCAUGCAGCGCUGUUAUUGUCCUGUUCGGAGCGGUUUGCAGCGUUUUCAUAUUCUGUGAGUAUCUGAUUUAUUACGCCGCGAUAUUACAGUGUGGUUGGCCUGGGAUCGACCAUGGUGCCCCGGCGAGUGAGAGGAGCGCAGACGGCCAACCAGAGCCGGAGGUUCUCCGCGCUAUGGUGCUGUCAGACACGCACCUCCUCGGCGCUGUCGGAGGGCACUGGUUCGACAAACUGCGAAGGGAAUGGCAGAUGGAACGAGCUUUCCAGACCGCUCUGGCCCUGCUCCGACCUGAGGUCGUCUUUAUACUGGGGGAUGUGUUCGAUGAGGGGAAAUGGAGCUCUCCGAAGAACUGGGAGGAUGAUGUCUGUCGCUUCCAGAAGAUGUUUAGACAUCCCAGUGACACAGAGCUGGUAGUUCUGGUUGGAAACCACGACAUCGGCUUCCACUACGAAAUGGACUGGUUCAAGUUACAGCGCUUUGAGAAGGCCUUCAAUACCACCUCCACCAGAAUGGUCACCAAGAAAGGAGUGAACUUUCUGUUGGUCAACAGCGUGGCGUUGCAUGGUGACGGUUGUCCUAUCUGCCAAUCAGUGGAGAAACAGCUUCACACACUGUCCAGGGACCUCAACUGUUCACUACUACAGAAUUCUGAGUCCAGCAUUAUAAGAGAAUACUGCCAAGACGCGUGGACCUAUCCUUCUACAACACCUAUCAUCCUGCAGCAUUACCCUCUGUACCGGGUGAGUGAUGCGGGCUGUACGGGUCGGGAUGCUGCUCCUCCUGAGGAGCGCCACCUGCUGUUCAGAGAGAAGUACGACGUGCUGUCUCAGGAGGCCUCUCACAGGCUGCUGCAGUGGUUUAAGCCCCGCCUAGUUCUCAGUGGCCACACCCACAGUGGUUGUCAGGUUCUCCAUGACAACAAGUACCCAGAGAUCAGUGUUCCGUCCUUCAACUGGAGGAACCGCAACAACCCCAGUUUCAUACUGGGUUCGUUCUCCUCCAGUGGUUAUGGCCUGUCAAAGUGUUUCCUUCCAGAGGAGAGUACAGUGAUAGCCCUCUACUGCUCUACAGGAGCCAGCCUCCUCUUCCUCCUCCCUCUGGUCCACUGCCUGUGGAUGCGAGGCCUUCUCCGGUGCCUCAUCCUCUGUCCAAUCAGCAAACACAAGUUUCUCUGACGGUCUCAGGUAGAGGUUGUCCCUGACUGCUGAAUGAUACAGGGUGAGAUAUGGGCUACAUCCCAUCUCAAAUGGCACCCUAUUCCCUAUUGAGUGCACUACUUUUACCCAGGUUAGCCCCAUAGGUGCUCUGGUAAGAAGUGGUGUACUACGUAGGGAAUAGGGCGCAACUUGGGACGUAGCCACGCUGUCCUCCCCCUAAAGCAGGGGUGGCUGGUGCUCCUGCCCUGGGAGGAUGCCGUUGGUUUGUAGGGUUGUGCUCCACCACAGCACUGACUGACGUGUUCAUGUGAACACAGGACCAAGUCUUGCUGGUUUGCUGACAGGUUUGUUAGAGUAGGGCUGAAACAAAAGCCUGCACACCCAGUAGCCUUCCAAAAGGAUAAUUGGUCAUCCUAUUGGGAGGUAAAGUAAUCUGACUCUAGAUCUGUAGUUAAGGACAGCCUCUACCUGGAGAGAACUUGUGUGACCCCCUCCCCCCCACAGAGACUUGGACGUUUUUGAAAUUCUGUAUUUUUCUUUCUUUAAAGCUGUGAAAUUCCACAUUCCAAAAAGAACAAAGAACAGAGUUCAGGAUAGAGAUCAGGGGUCAAGAUGGAGAAUAGGGGUCAAUAUGGAGAACAGGGGUCAAGAUGGAGAACAGGGGUCAAGAUGGAGAACAGGGGUCAAGAUGGAGAACAGGGGUCAAUAUGGAGAACAGGGGUCAAGAUGGAGAACAGGGGUCAAUAUGGAGAACAGGGGUCAAGAUGGAGAACAGGGGUCAAUAUGGAGAACAGGGGUCAAUAUGGAGAACAGGGGUCAAUAUGGAGAACAGGGGUCAAGAUGGAGAACAGGGGUCAAGAUGGAGAACAGGGGUCAAUAUGGAGAACAGGGGUCAAGAUGGAGAAUAGGGGUCAAGAUGGAGAAUAGGGGUCAAUAUGGCGAACAGGGGUCAAUAUGGAGAACAGGGGUCAAGAUGGAGAACAGGGGUCAAGAUGGAGAACAGGGGUCAAGAUGGAGAACAGGGGUCAAGAUGGAGAAUAGGGGUCAAUAUGGAGAACAGGGGUCAAUAUGGAGAACAGGGGUCAAUAUGGAGAACAGGGGUCAAGAUGGAGAACAGGGGUCAAUAUGGAGAACAGGGGUCAAUAUGGAGAACAGGGGUCAAGAUGGAGAACAGGGGUCAAGAUGGAGAACAGGGGUCAAGAUGGAGAAUAGGGGUCAAUAUGGAGAACAGGGGUCAAUAUGGAGAACAGGGGUCAAUAUGGAGAACAGGGGUCAAGAUGGAGAACAGGGGUCAAUAUGGAGAACAGGGGUCAAGAUGGAGAACAGGGGUCAAGAUGGAGAACAGGGGUCAAUAUGGAGAAUAGGGGUCAAGAUGGAGAACAGGGGUCAAUAUGGAGAACAGGGGUCAAGAUGGAGAACAGGGGUCAAUAUGGAGAAUAGGGGUCAAGAUGGAGAACAGGGGUCAAGAUGGAGAAUAGGGGUCAAGAUGGAGAACAGGGGUCAAUAUGGAGAACAGGGGUCAAUAUGGAGAACAGGGGUCAAUAUGGAGAACAGGGGUCAAUAUGGAGAACAGGGGUCAAGAUGGAGAACAGGGGUCAAGAUGGAGAAUAGGGGUCAAUAUGGAGAACAGGGGUCAAGAUGGAGAACAGGGGUCAAGAUGGAGAAUAGGGGUCAAUAUGGAGAACAGGGGUCAAUAUGGAGAACAGGGGUCAAGAUGGAGAACAGGGGUCAAGAUGGAGAACAGGGGUCAAGAUGGAGAACAGGGGUCAAGAUGGAGAAUAGGGGUCAAUAUGGAGAACAGGGGUCAAGAUGGAGAAUAGGGGUCAAUAUGGAGAACAGGGGUCAAGAUGGAGAACAGGGGUCAGGAUAGAGAACAGGGGUCAAGAUGGAGAACAGGGGUCAAUAUGGAGAACAGGGGUCAAUAUGGAGAACAGGGGUCAAUAUGGAGAACAGGGGUCAAGAUGGAGAACAGGGGUCAGGAUAGAGAACAGGGGUCAAGAUGGAGAACAGGGGUCAGGAUGGAGAACAGGGGUCAGGAUAGAGAACAGGGGUCAAUAUGGAGAAUAGGGGUCAAUAUGGAGAACAGGGGUCAGGAUAGAGAACAGGGGUCAAGAUGGAGAACAGGGGUCAAUAUGGAGAAUAGGGGUCAAGAUGGAGAACAGGGGUCAGGAUAGAGAACAGGGGUCAGGAUAGUGGAUCAGGACAGAGAACAGGGGUCAGGAUAGUGGAUCAGGACAGAGAACAGGGGUCAGGAUAGUGGAUCAGGAUAGAGAACAGGGGUCAGGAUAGAGAACAGGGGUCAGGAUAGAGAACAGGGGUCAGGAUAGAGAACAGGGGUCAGGAUGGAGAACAGGGGUCAGGAUGGAGAACAGGGGUCAGGAUAGAGAACAGGGGUCAGGAUGGAGAACAGAGGUCAGGAUAGAGAACAGAGGUCAGGAUGGAGAACAGGGGUCAGGAUAGAGAACAGAGGUCAGGAUGGAGAACAGGGGUCAGGAUAGAGAACAGAGGUCAGGAUGGAGAACAGGGGUCAGGAUAGAGAACAGGGGUCAAGAUAGAGGUCAGGAUAGUGGAUCAGGAUAGAGAACAGACAACCUGAUCCACUAUCCUGACCACUGUUCUCUAUCCUGAUCCACUAUCCUGACAACACCAGAGGCCCGAGCCAGUGUUUUCAUACCCUCACCUUGUACAGAGAGUACUGGUCGUUGUCCUUGUUCUGGCGUUCGGAAAUGGACCAUUCAACUCCGAUGAAGGACAACUUCACUGUCAGUCAUCGAGAUGUUCCUCUCGUCGCACCAGGAAGUACAAGGUUCACUGUCUCCCAUCUUCCUCUGUGUGGCCCGAACCAUAAAGGAACUCAGAGGAGGAGUGCUGAUCUAGGAUCAGGCUGUUCCUGUCCAGGUCAUCUUUAGAGAGGAGGAGUGCUGAUCUAGGAUCAGGCUGUUCCUGUCCAGGUCAUCUUUAUAGAGGAGGAGUGCUGAUCUAGGAUCAGGCUGUUCCUGUCCAGGUCAUCUUUAUAGAGGAGGAGUGCUGAUCUAGGAUCAGGCUGUUCCUGUCCAGGUCAUCUUUAGAGAGGAGGAGUGCUGAUCUAGGAUCAGGCUGUUCCUGUCCAGGUCAUCUUUAUAGAGGAGGAGUGCUGAUCUAGGAUCAGGCUGUUCCUGUCCAGGUCAUCUUUAUAGAGGAGGAGUGCUGAUCUAGGAUCAGGCUGUUCCUGUCCAGGUCAUCUUUAGAGAGGAGGAGUGCUGAUCUAGGAUCAGGCUGUUCCUGUCCAGGUCAUCUUUAGAGAGGAGGAGUGCUGAUCUAGGAUCAGGCUGUUCCUGUCCAGGUCAUCUUUAGAGAGGAGGAGUGCUGAUCUAGGAUCAGGCUGUUCCUGUCCAGGUCAUCUUUAUAGAGGAGGAGUGCUGAUCUAGGAUCAGGCUGUUCCUGUCCAGGUCAUCUUUAUAGAGGAGGAGUGCUGAUCUAGGAUCAGGCUGUUCCUGACCAGGUCAUCUUUAGAGAGGAGGAGUGCUGAUCUAGGAUCAGGCUGUUCCUGUCCAGGUCAUCUUUAGAGAGGAGGAGUGCUGAUCUAGGAUCAGGCUGUUCCUGUCCAGGUCAUCUUUAGAGAGGAGGAGUGCUGAUCUAGGAUCAGGCUGUUCCUGUCCAGGUCAUCUUUAGAGAGGAGGAGUGCUGAUCUAGGAUCAGGCUGUUCCUGUCCAGGUCAUCUUUAGAGAGGAGGAGUGCUGAUCUAGGAUCAGGCUGUUCCUGUCCAGGUCAUCUUUAGAGAGGAGGAGUGCUGAUCUAGGAUCAGGCUGUUCCUGUCCAGGUCAUCUUUAGAGAGGAGGAGUGCUGAUCUAGGAUCAGGCUGUUCCUGUCCAGGUCAUCUUUAUAGAGGAGGAGUGCUGAUCUAGGAUCAGGCUGUUCCUGACCAGGUCAUCUUUAGAGAGGAGGAGUGCUGAUCUAGGAUCAGGCUGUUCCUGUCCAGGUCAUCUUUAGAGAGGAGGAGUGCUGAUCUAGGAUCAGGCUGUUCCUGUCCAGGUCAUCUUUAGAGAGGAGGAGUGCUGAUCUAGGAUCAGGCUGUUCCUGUCCAGGUCAUCUUUAGAGAGGAGGAGUGCUGAUCUAGGAUCAGGCUGUUCCUGUCCAGGUCAUCUUUAGAGAGGAGGAGUGCUGAUCUAGGAUCAGGCUGUUCCUGUCCAGGUCAUCUUUAGAGAGGAGGAGUGCUGAUCUAGGAUCAGGCUGUUCCUGUCCAGGUCAUCUUUAGAGAGGAGGAGUGCUGAUCUAGGAUCAGGCUGUUCCUGUCCAGGUCAUCUUUAGAGAGGAGGAGUGCUGAUCUAGGAUCAGGCUGUUCCUGUCCAGGUCAUCUUUAGAGAGGAGGAGUGCUGAUCUAGGAUCAGGCUGUUCCUGUCCAGGUCAUCUUUAGAGAGGAGUGCUGAUCUAGGAUCAGGCUGUUCCUGUCCAGGUCAUCUUUAUAGAGGAGGAGUGCUGAUCUAGGAUCAGGCUGUUCCU
Molecule: messenger RNA, 5909 nt
Organism: Oncorhynchus keta (chum salmon)
Lineage: Eukaryota; Metazoa; Chordata; Actinopteri; Salmoniformes; Salmonidae
Product: metallophosphoesterase 1-like
Exons: 14
Coding region: 255-1448 (397 amino acids)
Biological process (GO): GPI anchor biosynthetic process; endoplasmic reticulum to Golgi vesicle-mediated transport
Cellular component (GO): endoplasmic reticulum-Golgi intermediate compartment
Molecular function (GO): phosphoric diester hydrolase activity
Source: RefSeq, a predicted model, not a curated record